Molecule: messenger RNA, 6574 nt
Organism: Carlito syrichta (Philippine tarsier)
Lineage: Eukaryota; Metazoa; Chordata; Mammalia; Primates; Tarsiidae
Gene: ABCG1
Product: ATP binding cassette subfamily G member 1
Exons: 15
Coding region: 134-2170 (678 amino acids)
Biological process (GO): transmembrane transport; cholesterol homeostasis
Cellular component (GO): plasma membrane
Molecular function (GO): ATP hydrolysis activity; ATP binding; ABC-type sterol transporter activity
Source: RefSeq, a predicted model, not a curated record
GCGCAACCCGCACCCGGCGCAGCGGCGAAAUCCAGAGCGAGCUCAGCCUCGUCCCCGCAGCCUCGUCCCCGCAGCCCGCAGCCUCGUUCCCCCCUCCCGCCGCCGCCGCCGCCGCCGCCGCCGCCCCCGGGGCAUGGCCUGUCUGAUGGCCGCUUUUUCGGUCGGCACCGCCAUGAAUGCCAGCAGUUACUCUGCAGCAAUGACGGAGCCCAAAUCGGUGUGUGUCUCGGUGGACGAGGUGGUCUCCAGCAGCAUGGAUGCUGCGGAGACAGACCUGCUGAACGGACACUUGAAAAAAGUGGACAACAACCUCACAGAGGCCCAGCGCUUCUCCUCCCUGCCUCGGAGGGCCGCUGUGAACAUUGAAUUCAAGGACCUCUCCUACUCAGUUCCAGAAGGACCCUGGUGGAGGAAGAAAGGAUACAAGACCCUUCUGAAGGGGAUUUCUGGGAAGUUCAACAGUGGCGAGCUGGUGGCCAUCAUGGGACCUUCUGGGGCUGGGAAAUCCACGCUCAUGAAUAUCCUGGCGGGAUACAGGGAGACGGGCAUGAAAGGGGCAGUCCUCAUCAACGGCAUGCCACGGGACCUGCGCUGCUUCCGGAAGGUGUCCUGCUACAUCAUGCAGGACGACAUGUUGCUGCCACACCUCACCGUGCAGGAGGCCAUGAUGGUGUCGGCACAUCUGAAGCUUCAGGAGAAGGAUGAAGGCAGAAGGGAGAUGGUCAAGGAAAUACUGACAGCGCUGGGUCUGUUGUCCUGUGCCAACACGCGGACAGGGAGCCUGUCGGGUGGCCAGCGGAAGCGCCUAGCCAUUGCACUGGAGCUGGUGAACAACCCUCCUGUCAUGUUCUUCGACGAGCCCACCAGCGGCCUGGACAGUGCCUCCUGCUUCCAGGUGGUCUCUCUGAUGAAGGGGCUCGCUCAAGGAGGCCGGUCCAUCAUCUGCACCAUCCACCAGCCCAGCGCCAAGCUCUUUGAGCUGUUUGAUCAGCUGUAUGUCCUAAGUCAAGGACAAUGUGUGUACCGGGGGAAAGUCUCAAAUCUUGUACCGUAUUUGAGAGAUUUGGGCCUGAACUGCCCAACCUACCAUAACCCAGCAGAUUUUGUAAUGGAGGUCGCAUCUGGCGAGUAUGGGGAUCAGAACGGUCGCCUGGUGAGAGCAGUCCGGGAGGGCAUGUGUGACUCCGACCACAAGAGAGACCUCGGGGGUGAUGCCGAGGUGACCCCUUUUCUUUGGCACCGGCCCUCUGAAGAGGUAAAGCAGGCAAAACGCUUGAAGGGGUUGAGAAAGGAUUCUACCUCCAUGGAAGGCUGUCACAGCUUCUCUGCCAGCUGCCUAACACAGUUCUGCAUCCUCUUCAAGAGGACCUUCCUCAGCAUCAUGAGGGAUUCAGUCCUGACGCACUUGCGGAUCACCUCACACAUUGGGAUCGGCCUCCUCAUUGGCCUGCUCUACCUGGGGAUCGGGAACGAAGCCAAGAAGGUCUUGAGCAACUCCGGCUUCCUCUUCUUCUCCAUGCUGUUCCUCAUGUUCGCCGCCCUCAUGCCCACUGUUCUCACAUUUCCCCUGGAGAUGGGUGUAUUUCUACGGGAACACCUGAAUUACUGGUACAGCCUGAAGGCCUACUACCUUGCCAAGACCAUGGCCGACGUCCCUUUUCAGAUCAUGUUCCCAGUGGCCUACUGCAGCAUCGUGUACUGGAUGACAUCACAGCCAUCUGACGCCGUGCGAUUCGUCCUGUUUGCUGCUCUGGGCACCAUGACCUCCCUGGUGGCUCAGUCCCUGGGCCUGCUGAUUGGAGCCGCCUCCACAUCCCUGCAGGUGGCGACAUUCGUGGGGCCUGUGACAGCCAUCCCUGUCCUCCUCUUCUCCGGCUUCUUCGUCAGCUUUGACACCAUCCCGACGUACCUGCAGUGGAUGUCUUACAUCUCCUACGUCAGGUAUGGGUUUGAAGGGGUCAUCCUCUCCAUCUACGGCUUAGACAGAGAAGAUCUGCACUGCGACAUUGACGAGACAUGCCAUUUCCAGAAGUCUGAGGCCAUCCUGCGAGAGCUGGAUGUGGAAAACGCCAAGCUGUACUUGGACUUCAUUGUGCUCGGGAUCUUCUUCAUCUCCCUACGACUCAUUGCCUAUUUUGUCCUGAGGUACAAAAUCCGGGCAGAAAGGUAAAACACCGAAUGCCAGAAGAGAGGAACAUGAGACAUUGUGGCCAAGGGCACGUCUAGAGUCACAGAGGCAAGCCUGUGCCUGAUGACACAGAGACUCUUCUGCCCCAACCCCUGGAAACCGCAUUUGGUUUAUGGGUGUCUAGCGUUCAAUGGCUCCGCCCCACUCGGCUGGGUCUUCUCUCCAUUACCCUUUCUAGCUUUAACUAGGAAGAUGUAGAAGGUUUUUUGUUUGUUUUUUAACAUUCAGAAUUCAAAAUACCACAACUGGGGCAGAAUUUGAACCUGCAACACAGUUGGUGACAAGAGGCUUCCCAGGAAAAUUCUUCCUUAUGACAUGGCACCCUUGGGUCCUGAAUGGGGUACUGCAGGCAGCUUCGCAGUUGAUCACUGUGCGAUCAGAUGUCUGGGAGGGGGUGAGGGCCCAAACGCGGAGUUGUUCCAUUUGAUGACUGUUGUUUUCAUAGUCCCAUCUUUCUAAGGUUUGACUCUUUUCCAGUGAGAAGUCAUUUUCCAAGCCAAAAGUCGAUCAAUUUCAUUCAUUUUUAACAAAUUGUACUUUUUUUAGUACUUGUUGAAGAAUUAUUCAGGGUAAAUAAUAUACUUUUGUUUAGAGGUUUGAGGGGUGGAACUGUAAUCACCAAGCUGGUCUCAUAUACAGACAGAAUGUGUGAAAGGUCCAGUGCAGGUUCCAGGUUAAGGGGGGGACUUUGACACCAUCUGCACUGAGCCAUGAAGACAUUUUUAAAAGCAUUACCAAAAGUUAUAAGAUGAAAUUGGCUAACUCUUUCAUAAUAUUUUAUUUUCCACGGGCUUCUUAUUUUCAGCAAAAUAUGUUGUUUCCUUCUCCCUGGCCACCUUAAUUUUGCCUAAAAAAUUUCUAGAAGAUCAAUCCUAUUGAUUUUUUAAAAACUUGUUUCCCCUUUAUUCUAUAUCACAUUAACUACCUCCACCAAACCUGGAAAAGCUGGGCUUAGGGAACUUUCAGGUGCGACCCUUGAGGGUUGGGUUUGUAGGGAUCACCAGUCCGUGAAGAGUGAGCCACCCACACUGGGUGGGGGGAAGAUGCCAGCAAGAUGGCAUCGGAAUCCAAGAGCUUUGUGUGAAAUCAGCGAAGACCAUGGUGCACAGAGGCACUUGUAACUUAACCAGACAAUGCAUUUAGAGUUGUGGGUGAUUCCAUCCCCCAGGUGUGAUUUCUGUGACCUGUCUGCUACACCACUGUCCCCGUGUUGGGCUUGUGUUGACGUGGGCAGGAACAGGAGGCAAAUCUGCAGAUCAAGCAGCCUUUGAAUUCACAACAAGGCUGUCAGCUCCCUGUCAGCUCUUGGAGGCAGUUUGACCAUAAGGGUGGAAGGUGGUUGUGGCCAAAGCAGUCCAUCUUCAGGAAAAUGCAGUUGCUUUCUUCUUCUAGAGUAUCAUUAUCAUGGAAUCAGGGUCUCCAUGAAAGAUUGUGUUUUGGUGAGCAAAUCAGUGAACUUUCCUAAGCUACAGUUUCCUCAUCUAUAAAUAGCUGUGCUACGUCAUGUUCAAGGCUAUUUACAGUUCAGAGGUUGAGAGAUUCCUUGGUUGUAUCUGUCCAUGAAGCUCUUUUUUCCUACUUUAAGAGAAUGAAAGGGUCUGAAUUUUAUUUACACAUGGAUUUAGUUUGCAAAUGCUUAGACAUUCCUGUUUCACGCCUAGAUCAUUUUUUAGUUAACACUGUUGAGAUAUAUAUUAAAAUGUUAAGUUUGCUUGUUCUGUUCAAAUAUGGCAUUGCCUUCCAGAUUAAGUUUUUAACCAGAGUCAAACUUAGCCUUUAUAAAAAGUCUUCAUUUAAUUUUAAAAUAGGUCUGCCUAUAAGACAUCCCACAUAGGAAAGACCUAUGUAAGAACGGCCUGGUAAAAUACACAAUUGCAAAGAGGAAAAAAAUCCUGUGAUCACAUCAGAGGAGGUCAGCACCGAAUGAAACCUUGCCCCCUGGGUUAGCCUUUCCUGUUAUGGAUUAAUGUGGUAGUUUCAUGUCCGUAACAGGGACGUGCCUUUCAGGAACAGCACUGUGUAGGGCCGACUACUCUACACCACAGGCUUCAUGUGGUUCACUGAGACCACGUUGUCAUCUCUCAGCAAUUUCAGAAGGGAACACUGAGAUUCCUCUAGAUUUAAAAUCUGGUUUCUGAGAGCACCUGAGCCCUCAGAAGGAGUUAUCUCCCAAGGAGUUCCUGCUCCCUGGAUUUCCAUUUUCCCCUGUUGACAGAUUCUAUUUAUCCCUAAAUAGAUGAGGAACUGAUUGGAGUCCUUCCAAGGGAACGAUCUUGGGGACUGGGAGGGUGGUUAGGCUGAUAGAAGGGAAUGUAUUUACAAGAUCUCACUGAGUCAUUUUUUCAAAGGAUGUUAACUAGAAUGGGUGAGUAAUCUGAAGGGAUAGUUCUGCUUACCCUGUAACUAGAGUAAGGCCUCCAGCUGUGGCAGUGAGGAUGCACCAGCCCCGGGACAUGCCUGCACUCCUCUUCAAGAAGCAGCAGUGCCCUGGUUUGAGCACUCAUGUUCUAACCUGGGCAACAUUCACGUCACUCAAAUGCUGGUGUUUGGAUUUUUAGCUCAUUUUCCUCUGCUUUUUGUUGUAGGAUAGUUUCAUAAAAUACCUUACGCCAGUAACCUAAGGUAACACCCAGACAACACACUGAUUCACUUUCCUAAAGAGUGUGUGUGAUGAUGUGCUCUCUUUCACACACUGGAGUUUCAACCCAGACCCACUCCCCAAAUCUGAUAUAAGUCAUCUGUGAAUGCAGUGUCCCAAAUACUCCUUUCAUCUCGGAUUGAAUUUCUUCAUUUAGUAGACAGGAUUGAAUCUUGGGUAAAGAAAAUGUGUCCUCCCCAGUUGUUAGUAGAGGUGGAAGUCCAAAGGGUGUCACCUUUAAGUGAAAUUUUUAGGAGAAGAGGGUCACACCAUUGACCCUAAUAGGGAGCUCCGGGGGCCUUGCCAGCCCACCCUGCUCGUAGCCUCUUGCCUUUGUUCACUUUCAGAGCAUCUCAUGCCUCCCUUUUUUCUUCUCUGACUGAAUUUCAGAUAGAGAAUUAAAUUCUUCAAAAGUUCCCGUGUAGGUGAAGUGGGAAGCUGUCCCCAGGAAGAGAGAUAACUGUGUCAAUAUUUACACAGUUCCUGCUAGGGUCUAGUGACAUCACCUGUGGGGAGUCACCUUCAGGUCCUAGAAAAUGACAUCAAGCAUUUAGGAGAAAAUUCAUCUUAGAAACCCACAAAAGGCCGUUUUCGCUGCCUGAGGGCAGGAACAGACCACAGCCAUAAGGCAGAAAUCACCCUCGGUCGCUGCACUGAGAAGCAACGCACCUACUCCGGUGUACUGAGCCUCUUUCCUUGUCGAAUGUUCCAGGCGCUGCCUGAAUGCCUUAGGAAUAUCUCUCUGUUCAUGUACUCACCCAUCAGACCUUUGCUGACCCAUCCCCCAUGCCUGUUGAUAUCCUGGGCACUGGGAAUCUAGGGAAGGGGACUCAAAUGAGGCUCACCCUCCAGCAUGGCAGGAGGGGACCACGUGCCGCUGGCUUCUCUCCAUUCCUUGUGCAGAUGUGGUGUGCUGGGCUGGGAGAGACUUCGCAUUGGCUCCAGUCCCAGAGUUGGGAGAGAGUAGGGUAGGAUUAUAGCCCAGGUCUAACCCCAGAGUCCCUAUUUUUUUUGUUUGUUUGUUUUUUGCUUUGCCGUGCUGCCUCCAGUUCACAAGGUACGGAUGUACCUGAAGCGACUUUGUAAGACAUCAAGUGCAAUACUAGUUUAGUGGCUACAUGUUCCGUUAUUCGUUCUGGCACCAAACAGAUGGCAGAGAUGAAAGGGUGGCUGCUCCCCAGGCCCCAGUGGCCUUACAUCUGAGUGUUCGUGAGGAGUGCCGCUAGCUGGCCUGGAGGCUGCUUUACUUCUUGUCUCAGUGGAGAGGGGCUGUGCUCUGCCCUUGCCUGGCCCAUGCCUGUGGAUUAACUUGGGCUUCAGAGGGGCUGGUGUGUGUGUGUGUGUGUGUGUGUGUGUGUGUACAUAUAUACUGCACCUAUAUACACACAUGUGCACACUUGCCCACACACACCCAUGCACGUGGGCAGACUUGCUCCAGGUGUGUGUCUGAUAGUAUUGUUCUGUGGUAUUUCCUUCAUCUCUGUAGAAUACCAGCCUCUAAAUCCUCAAUUGUCCUUUACUCUAAAAAAGGAAAGAAAAAUUCUCUCAUUUCCUGCCUGGUGCAGACAGUCAGAGGGUAGUCAAAACCCACGAAGGCUACUGUCAAGUGCCAGCUGACUGAAAGUGCAACAAAAAGUCAAAGAAAGCAACCCAGCCAGGUGGGGGGUGGGGGUGCAGAAUGUAUGAAUAUAAAGUUAGAUACUUUUAAGAAAUAAAGACUGCUAAUAAAAUAUUUUAUAUAAAACUUC